Messenger RNA from Paramecium primaurelia, 765 nucleotides. The record is from the annotation of a GenBank genome assembly. NCBI's taxonomy places the organism in Eukaryota, Ciliophora, Oligohymenophorea, Peniculida, Parameciidae.
AUGCACAAUCUUUACAUCUCUUUAUUUUUAACAUUUAUAUUGUUUGGAGAAGGAUAGAAAAUACAAUUUUCUUAACAAUUUAAAAGAACAACAACUUUGAAGGGUAUAUAUGACUUAACAAAUAUUAAAAUUUUUUUUUAUUCAUUAUAAAACAGAAACUAAUAAUUUGAAUUAAUAAAGAAGGAUGAUUUGUAGGAGAUACAGAGAUAAAUUUUGGAAGAUUUUGAUGAUUAUUUAAAAAAUAUGAAAAUUUAAUAGUUUUAAAAUUCAGGAAAGUUCUCAUCCAUCUUAGGCUUAGAACCUAUAAAUUAAUCUUAAAGGAAAUAAGAAUUAAAAUCUUACUUAUAUCAAUAAUUUCUGAGAGAUUACUAAUAUUAUAGGAAAAGAAAAGUAGGUUUAGCUAGAAGAAUUGUCUUUGAAGAAUAUAAUGUUAAAAAAAUGUUUGGGUUAGGCUUAAUUUAUAUUCAAGCAUCAAGUUAGGUUUCUUUGAUAUAUUUUUAAUGGAUUUAUAAAUAUGAUAAUAAAAAGGAGGUUUAUAUUCAUGGAUAAAUUAUAAAGGCUAUAAUAAUAACUUUAAAAUAUAAUUAAUUUUAAUUCAUUAAUUCAGACUUCAAAAGGUCAAUAAUAAAGAAAAUUAACAUCAUUUAUGGUCUUAAUAAAAUAACUAGAAUUAUAUAAUACUAAGACAUAAACAAAGAUAUUAACUCAGAAUAGUAAAAUAUAUUAUAAGAUGAAAAAUAAUUCAAACAUAAUUUUAUAAAUUGA